AUGCAUCUCCUGCUGCUCUGGCUGAAGGUGUUUCUCUUACUGGGUGGCUGGUUCCCGACUGUGAGCUCUCAAAGCCAAGGUCCCCCAGAAGUAACAAUUCCUUUGAAGAUCACAGACCCUAACAGUGGCACCAAGCCUACAGACUGGAUCUCUUACAGCCUGAAGUUUGAGGGUCAGAGACAUGUUGUCCGUAUGAAGGUCAUCAAGCACCUGCUGGCUAGGCACAUGCCAGUGUUCACCUACACAGACCAGGGAGCUCUCCGUGAGGACUAUCCUUUCAUCCAGGAUAACUGCUACUAUUAUGGCUAUAUGGAUGGGGACCCAAAGUCCCAGGUUUCCCUAAAUACCUGUUUUGGGGGACUCCAUGGAUUUUUACACAAAGACAAAUCCACUUAUAAAGUGGAGCCCAAACUAAAUUCAACCACAUUUCAACACCUGGUAUAUAAACUGAUCAGUGAGGAGAAAGAAUUCCCAGCUAAGGGGUAUGAAAUAAGAGUUGAAGAAUCGAAAUACCAAUCCAACAGUACAGAGGAUUACCAUUUAUCCACUUCAAGACAGAACGGGACAAAGGGUUGGUGGACCCACCUGCGAUACUUGCAAUUAGCAUUAUUUUAUACUCAUACUACAUACCUUGACUAUGAUUCUAAUGUCGAAGCACUACAGAAUUUUACUACUCAAGUAGUCAGUCAAAUACAUAUAAAUUAUUUGCAACUUGACAUACAUGUGACUUUAGUGGCACUUGAAAUCUGGACUGACAAAGAUCAUAUUACUCUACAUCCUAAUGCUACAACAGUGAAAGAUUUCUGUGCAUGGAAGGACAGCUCUUUCAGUCUACGCAUUCCACAUGAUUUAGGAAUUUUAAUUGGCCAACUAAAUAGAACACAGGCAUUAUUCCUGAUUUUUCAAAAUAAAAUAUGUACUAACAAUAACAAAUGUGGUUUUGUUCAACAUCAAAGAAGUGAUCCUGAGGCUAUCUCGAGAACUGCAGCAACAGUUUCACAAGCAAUGGGUCUUCAACUUGGUAUAAAACAGGAUACUUCUGAGUGUGUAUGUGGGGAAACUACUUGCAUUAUGACUCCGAAGGCAACUACUGGAAUUCGUUUUAGCAACUGUAGCUAUGAUUAUUAUUAUGGAGCCAGCAUACAAUGCCUGCUUAAUGCGCCAGAAGAUUUCAGAGACGAGCACUGUGGGAAUGGUGUGCUUGAAGGAGAAGAAGCUUGUGAUUGUGGCACCAUUGAUUCUUGUACAGCAGAUCCGUGCUGUGAGUCCAGCUGCACACUGGCACCUGGGGCUGAGUGUGCUGGGGGCCUUUGUUGCCAGAACUGUAGAAUUUUGCCAAGAGGAACCCUGUGCAGAAGAAAAGAAAAUGAAUGUGACCUUCCUGAGUGGUGUAAUGGGAAAAGCUCUCAGUGUCCAGAUGAUGUGUAUGUACAGAGUGGGAUUUCCUGCGAGGAUGGUGGAUACUGUCAUGAGAAGAUGUGCAACAAACGUGAAGACCAGUGUAAAAGACUUUUUGGUGACCAGGCUAAGAGAGCUGGUCUCAAAUGUCACUCAGAGGUCAAUGCUAGGGGUGAUCGGUUUGGUAACUGUGGCUUCAAUUACACUUCAUUUGAAGCAUGCCCUAUGAAGGAUUCUAUGUGUGGCAGACUUCAGUGUGAGAAUGUAGUAUCUAUUCCUUCUCUUCCACAUCAUAGUACCUUGAUUUCAACCAAUAUCAGUGGCACUAUUUGCUGGGGAAUUGACUACCACCUGGGGGCAAACAUAUCUAACAAUGGAGAAGUAGAGGAUGGAACUGAAUGCGGCGAACAUCAUAUUUGCAUUAAACAACAAUGUACUCCUCUAUCAUACUUCACAGAACGUUGCUCACCUCAGACAUGCAGAAUGCGCGGAAUCUGCAACAACAGAGAUCACUGCCAUUGCAACCGUCCUUGGCGCCCACCCUAUUGCUAUGUCCGAGGUUGGGGAGGUAGCCUGGACAGCGGCCCACCCAAUGCAAGUGAUUUUGAUGAAGAAGAUAUUUCAACUGACAGUGUAUUUGGGUCUGAAUACACACACACACACGCUUCUUUUUAUGUCCUUUUAUUGCGUGUCAUUGUGUUGCUGCUCAUUCUUCUUGUUAUAUUUAUCAAAACAAACAUCUAA
Molecule: messenger RNA, 2142 nt
Organism: Sorex araneus (European shrew)
Lineage: Eukaryota; Metazoa; Chordata; Mammalia; Eulipotyphla; Soricidae
Product: disintegrin and metalloproteinase domain-containing protein 21-like
Exons: 1
Coding region: 1-2142 (713 amino acids)
Biological process (GO): male gonad development; proteolysis
Cellular component (GO): external side of plasma membrane; sperm head plasma membrane; plasma membrane
Molecular function (GO): metalloendopeptidase activity
Source: RefSeq, a predicted model, not a curated record